CCAGGAACACAAAAUACAUUUCAAACUACUCCAGCUUAAGAAAAAUAGAAAAAAAAUCCGUAUUUGUUACGCUUUAAGUACAAGUACAAGGAAGCACAAUGUUGAACCGUAGGAAAUUAAUCCGUGAAUAUGAGCAGAAGCGGUUGGAUAUGCUAAAAAAGCUCCAGGAUGAAUAUCCACUGCCAGAGGCUCCACCCGAUCAAUGCCGAGAUUCGUUCCUUAAGAAACUGUUUGCGCCCUAUGAUGUGCCGCUGCCAUCAUUGGGAAUCCCGUCGGAGGGCGAUUUUUUCAUUCCUAAAAGGCAGCACAGUCGCUUAGGGUUCGGCUCAUUUCCAUUCAAUGCGGAGGAAAAACUGUUGAGCGACUAUCAUAAGUACGCUAGGGUGACGGCCUACCCUAUCAAAAAGUCGAUCAAACCUCUGAUAGAGGAGCGACUCAGUGUGCUGGACAUCAAUAAGUUGUUGAGGCUACGUUACGGCAGUAUAGCCAAAGCGAUCGGCUGUUUUGCCGUGCUCUGUCUGCUGACGGACGUCAGGUAUCGGAUGAGUGUGGUGCGGGAUAUGUGGCGCCACGAAACGAAUGUGGAUCGGAAUCUUCGGAUGUUCAGCUGGUCGAUUGAGGACUACCUCAGGCGCUUUAACCGACGCAACGAGAACUACUUGGAUAAUGUUGAGCUGGAGUUGAAGGGUCAAAUGGACUGCUUCAAGUUUCGCGUGGAUCUAAAGGAAAUCAUACGACUAGUCGAUGCACUCUACGAUGAUUUCAGGGUCAAGGGGGACAUCUGCAAUAACUCGCUGUAUCUCAUAAGAGAUGCCCAAGUGGAUAUUAUGGAGCUGGUGACAAACACUCGGAAGGAGGAGGAGGAUCGGCAAGCACAGCUAGCUGAGGCAAUGCAGAAAACACCGCGUACAGCCGAUCCAGGCGGCUACAGGCACAAGGAACUGAAUAAAAGAAUCAACCACAUGGAUUUUAUGGUGCCUAUUGAGGCGCGAUAUCGCAUCAAUUGGGCCCAAACAACAAUGGAACAGUCCCUCAUGAGUGACGAACUUGAUAUUAAGGCCAUAGAGGACGAGGUUAACUUUUACAAGGAUCGUGCCAAGGAAUUCACCUACUUUAGGGAGCUCUGUUAUCUGGCCUACGACUUGGAGCUAUCGGAUUAUAAGCGGCGUAUUAGCGAAACGGAAUCGGCAUAUGAGACAAGUAUGGAGCUAGUCGACAACGAGAUCAAAGUAACACGCAACAAGCUAUCAAAGGCCGUAGACGAUCUAAAAUUCUACCGAGAGCAGAUACCAAUGUUUCAUCGAAAAAUUGCUGAAGUUCAGGAGAUAUUUGCCCAACGGGAGGAGGCAAACAAGCCACCGGUGGUAGAGGAACCCGUUGCUCCUCCGCCAAAAGGUAAGGGAGGCAAAAAGGGAAAGAAAUAGUGAACACAAAACAAUAAAGAAGAUUUUUCUUAACGUUUAGCUAC
Messenger RNA from Drosophila arizonae, 1468 nucleotides. RefSeq lists its product as uncharacterized. The record is from RefSeq and is a predicted model, not a curated record. Lineage: Eukaryota; Metazoa; Arthropoda; Insecta; Diptera; Drosophilidae.